AUGACGCGCCCCGGCACGCGUCCGCACGCAGUCAACGAGAAGAUGAGCAGCGGCGAGGCGUCAACUGCCAGCUUCAUUGGCAAAGCCUCUGCCGUCAAUGAGGUCGAGCGCAUCGAUCUACGUAUCGUCGACCCUCAGGGCGGGUUGAAGGCGAACACACAGGCCGACGACGGGGAAGACGACGAUGUUCGUGUUCACGAGCUCUCAGCAAGGCUGGAGAUCAGGCUCGUCUACCAUCACGGCGUCGUCAAGAAGCACAACCUUCAUCUUCACGCGUCGCAGUUUCUCCGCGUUAUUGUCGACCCCGACUCUACUCCUUCCGGCUUCCAGAUCUCUGCCCGUGAGCUGAAAGACUGGCUGGAGCACUUCUCGAUCGCAUUUGGAGGCAGCUCCAACCCGAAUGGUGCCGUUAAGGGAGACAGUCAGCUUGCGUGGAGGUUUGGGCAGCAGGAAGUUCGUGUAAAGAACUUUGACAAUGGUCCUUCGUCCUCUCUGUCGACGGAGAUCAAGCUAAACGUCGGCGAGUUCAAGGAUUACGGAGUUUACCAUGACGACGGGGAUGUCGAUCUCGCCUUGCCCAUGCGCGAGUUUAAGUUCGUGAUGGAUCUCGACAUUCGAUUUUCGGAAGCGUCGCAACCCCUGACGCUGAGCUCGAUGUACAUUGGCGACGACCGAUACAACAAUGAGGCUACGCUGUUUGAAAUCUUUUGCGCCAUUGCCACCACCAAGUGCGACGCAUUCAACGAUCAGCCAACGCAGAAGAAGGAAGCUGCAGCGGCACCUCAGAGUACAUCAGCGUCCACUCGCCAGCCCUCCAUCGCCUCUAGCAGAGAGCGAACGGCCAGUGUGCAGGCCCCCGCAAACGGCAGCGUCGAUCCCAGAAGUCGACGCGCUUCCGCAACUCUCUUGCGUCCCAGCGGCUCAAACCGACCCUCGCGGCUGCGCGCCAGCCUGAGUAUGACAUCGGAGGCUCCACGUGCUGCUACGCAGGCGCAAGCCGACCCUGAACCGCUGUUCCAGUCUGGAGGAAGCCAGAGCAUCCGUCUGACGCAGGAGGAGGUGCUGGAGAUGGCGGGACUGAACUUUGAAGACAUGGACAUGGCCAUGGACGACGCGGAUCUGGAUGAUGAAGCGGGCGGCGGUGAUGACGGAGGUGCCGGCCACGCAGAGGACAACGAGGUGCCUUCUGGCUGGGACGACAUCAGUUUCGACAACCUCCCUGCCGAAAACAUGUCGACCCAGCGACAGCAAGCUCAGCAUGCCGCUCGAGCCGCUUCUCAGGCUAACAUCCCUGAGGCGCCUGAUCAUCCAGGAGGCGUCGAUGCGCUGCCCGAACGGACAGGGAGCGCGGCACAGGGCCAGUUUGAGCCCGACGACGACAUCUUUGGAAAUGACUCGGCCCAGAAUAUCAAGGCUGAGCCAGUUGGGGAGGAGGAGGAGGAGGAGGAGGAAUUGGAACCUGAUGAGUUGGACCCUACACAGGACUCUUCUGGUCGCAAGUUCACAUCGUUCUUCGCCGAUUAA
Messenger RNA from Trichosporon asahii var. asahii CBS 2479, 1524 nucleotides. RefSeq lists its product as uncharacterized. The coding region runs from base 1 to 1524 and encodes 507 amino acids. The transcript is spliced from 5 exons. Gene Ontology annotation, biological process: DNA repair; cellular response to ionizing radiation; mitotic intra-S DNA damage checkpoint signaling. NCBI's taxonomy places the organism in Eukaryota, Fungi, Basidiomycota, Tremellomycetes, Trichosporonales, Trichosporonaceae. Gene Ontology annotation, cellular component: checkpoint clamp complex. The record is from RefSeq and is a predicted model, not a curated record.